Molecule: messenger RNA, 609 nt
Organism: Grosmannia clavigera kw1407
Lineage: Eukaryota; Fungi; Ascomycota; Sordariomycetes; Ophiostomatales; Ophiostomataceae
Product: guanylate kinase
Exons: 3
Coding region: 1-609 (202 amino acids)
Biological process (GO): purine nucleotide metabolic process
Cellular component (GO): cytosol
Molecular function (GO): GMP kinase activity
Source: RefSeq, a predicted model, not a curated record
AUGGCGCCCCCUUCCGAUCGCCGUCCCAUUGUCAUCUCCGGCCCCUCGGGCGUCGGUAAGGGCACUCUCUACAACCGCCUGUUUGAACGCCACCCGGACGCUUUCUGCCUGUCCGUGUCCCACACGACCCGCAAGCCCCGCCCCGGCGAAAAGGACGGCGUCGACUACCACUACGUCACCAUGGAAGAGUUCGAGAAGCUCAUCGGCCAGGACGCCUUUGUCGAGCAUGCCAAGUUCGGCGGCAACCGCUACGGCACCAGCAAAAAGACCGUCGCCGACCAGACCGCCAAGGGCCGUGUCGUUCUGCUGGACAUUGAGAUGGAAGGUGUGAAGCAGAUCCAGGACCAAAAAAAGAAGGGCAACGGCUGGGAAGCACGCUACAUCUUCAUCGCCCCGCCCUCCACAGCCACGCUUGAGAAGCGUCUGCGCGGCCGCGGCACCGAGACCGAGGCCAACGUGAAGAAGCGGCUCGACCAGGCAAAGCUUGAGCUCGACUACUCCAAAACGCCUGGCGUGCACGACAAGAUCAUCAUCAACGACGAUCUUGACAAGGCUUACAAGGAGCUCGAGGACUACAUCUUCCAGCAGCCAGCAAAAUCGAAGAAGUAG